AUGAAUUCUUUAAAUAAUAGAGACAAACAAAUCAAUACAAUUCCUAUCGAAGAAACAACGGAUGAUAUAUCAAAAGAUUAUAAAGGAAUAUAUUGGCGAAUUUUGUUUCUUAAUUUAGUUGUCUUUUGGGCAUAUCAAUCAUUAAUGUCUGCACAAAAUUAUUAUAUAAAAUAUUUUCCCAAUGAUCAUAUAGAUUUUUGGGGAACUGUAUCAUCUGGUACAACAAUGUUUAUUUGUCAUAUAAUUCAAUUAAUAUUUGGUUUCUAUAAAUAUGGGUUUACAAAACGUAUCAUACCCGGUUAUAUUGGUUAUAUAAUAAUGGCUAUUUUAGUUAUGUCUUGGAAAAAUUCAAUUGUAUUAAUAGUUGCUUUUGGAUUUGUUGGAGGUAUUAAUACAUUAACUGAAUCUCCUAUAUAUGCUAUUGCUGGAUUAUUUCCAAUUGGUUCAUUUACACAAGCUGUUCAAGUUGGUGCCGGUCUGGCUGGAUUUUUAAAUGUUAUUGUAAAUACAUUAAUACGUUUAAUUGUUUUACUUGUACAUAGUCAUAUUGAUCAGGAUCAAUUAUCAUUUUAUAUAUUUAUGGGUGUAUUAAUAAUAUUAUGUCUUUUAGCUAUUUAUGUUUAUUAUAGUUUAAUAAAUAUUCCUUCAAUGAAGAUAAGAAUAAAACAACAAAUGACUUCAUUUGAAUGUAAAACUCGUAAUGAAAAUAUUGAAUUACAUUUUAUUAAAAACGAACUUUCAUUUUGGUCAUUAACAAAAAUUUUAAAAACUCAUUUACUUAUUUUAAUUUAUGUCUUUUUUAUAACUUUAUUAUUAUGGCCAGGUAUUCCAUGUAAUGCAACGAAUAAUGGUUGGUUUAAAUAUAAUGGUCAUUCUUGGUGGUGUUCACCUUUUAUUAUUGGAACAUUUAAUCUUGGAGAUUUAAUUGGUCGUAUAUUAGCUAUGAAAGUUCAUAAAUAUUUUUCAAAAAAUAUUUGUUUAUUUUUAUCAAUUCUACGAACUUUAUUUAUUUUAAUAAUAUUCUUUCGUCAUAGUAUAGAUAAUAUACUUCUUCUUGUUUUAAUAACAUUAUUAGGAAUUACAAAUGGUCUUGUUGCAACUGUUACUUUUAUGGUUCGUCCGCAAACAAUUGUUGGAGUUAAUAAUUGUGAAAAAGCUGCUUAUUUAAUGACUACUGCAUUAUACUUUGGAAUUGCAAGUGGAUCUAUUGUUGCAGCUAUUUUAGCAGUAACCCAUGUAGUUUAA
Messenger RNA from Adineta steineri, 1245 nucleotides. The record is from the annotation of a GenBank genome assembly. NCBI's taxonomy places the organism in Eukaryota, Metazoa, Rotifera, Eurotatoria, Adinetida, Adinetidae.